GUAAUCUUUUACGGCGACUUCCAUUCUUUAUGUGAACGCUUCUUACGUAUUGGUUGGGCUAUUAGAUAAUUUCGCUUCGCAGCUAAGUUGGCCGCUCGUGGCACAGCGUAUGAACGUGACAAAAUAUGCAGAUUGUUAAUAGGAGCUUGGACGCUCGAUCGUCGUGGUCGUGCAAAGCGACGGUUGUGCCAUUUGCAAGAGAAUGCCCAACAAUAUGUUGGGCGAGGUACUGGGCGCGUUCUGUUGCUGCUGGCCAACGCCUGAACCUGGACGCGAGGGGACAUCGCGUGACUUUAAGCGGCUGAGCGACUGGCGGGGCCACCCCACGCUGCGCCAGUAUGACCUGGAGAAGCACGUUGCCGAUGGCGGCUUCUCAGAGAUCUGGCUGGCGCGACACCGCGGCACGGGCUCGCCGGUGUGCCUCAAGGUGGUCAACCUGCGGAAGCCGGGACUGCGGCCGGAGGAUGCCGAGGUGCUGCGCUGCGAGGCCCGCUACCUGCGCCUCCUGGACCACCCCUCGCUACUGCGAUGCAGCGACGUGUUCGAGACCAAGUACCACAUGGUCAUGAUCCUGGGGUUCCUCUCGGGCGGCGAGAUGCUGGAGCACCUGCACCGCGUGGAGCACUACUCAGAGCUGGAGGCGGGCAGGCUGUUCGCGCAGGUCAUGUCGGCUGUGGCAUACAUGCACAACCUCAACAUCGUGCACCGGGACAUCAAGCCCGAGAACGUCAUGUUCUCUCGCCCCGUGGACGACUGCGUCGCGGCUGGCAAGAUGUUGCGGGUCAAGCUCAUUGACCUGGGCAUGGCGGCAGUGCUCCCCUCGGACGCACCGGGCGCGCCUGACCCGGCCGGAAGUAGUGAGUCGCUGCGGCGGAGGCAAGCGGCCAGCAAGUCCAAGGCCGGCGGGAAGGGCAAGCCGGGGCAGUCCCGCAUCGUGCCGCUGACGGGCGUGUUGGGCUCGCCGGGCUUUAUCGCGCCCGAGGUGGUGGCGGGGGCGCAGCACUCGUUUGCCAUGGACGUGUACAGCCUGGGUGUGAUGUUGUUUGUCAUGCUGACGGGGCGCAAGCCCUGGGGCAUGCGCGAGGUGCGCACGCUGGAGUACGCGCGGCACAGCAUCGCCAAGGCGCCGGGGCUUCAGGACGCCAGCUUCCGGAGCCUGUCGGCCGACGCCAGGGAUCUGUUGCUGAAGAUGUUGGCGGAUGACCCCAAGGCCCGGCCCUGCGCCGCCGCCGUGAUGCGCCACCCCUUCAUUGCCCGGGCGCUGGCGGCGGCGGCGAAGCCCGGCGGCCGCGACGGCGAGGAGCUACAGCCGCGCCUUGACCAGGUGGUGAAGCGGCGCAUGCUGCAGCUGGCGUCGCUGCGGCGUUUCCGCGGCCUUGCGUUUGCCAUGAUGUCCAGCCCGCAGGAAGGCCAGCAGCUGAGCGAGUUCAUGCAGGGCGUGGCGGAGCGGCGCAAGGCGCUGCACAGGGACCUGGUGAGCCGCGCCAAGACGCGGCGGGUGGCGGACAAGCAGGUGCAGCAGCAACAACAGCAGCAGCAACAACAACAGCAGCAGCAGAUGCAGCAAUUGGAGCUGCAGAAGCAGCGCAGCCAGCCGCUGCAGGAGGCCGUGACAGCGGCCGGCCACGCCCCCGCGGCAGCGGCAGCGUCCCGGCAGCUUAGCAUCGACAGCGCCGGCUCACAGCAGCCGCUGCUGAUCCGGCUGAUGGCGGUCAGCAGCAGUGGUGCGGGCGCCGCGGCGCUUGGCGGAGCUCACGGCACUGGGGGCCCGGGCUUCAUCUCCUCGUCGGGCGUCCCGCCGCCCAAACACCGCGACUCUCCAGGUGACGGCGCCGGGGCGCUCCCCGUCCGUCGUGUCUCGCUCGAGUCCAGCCGCCUCUCGAUUGACUCCCGCGGCGGCUCCGGCUCCCUGCGGCCGCUGCUCCAGUCUUUCGAGGUUGUAGGACCGCCCGGAAGCCAGCAGCAGCAGCAGCAGCAGCAGCGGCAGCAGCGGCUACCCAGCCACCACCCCGCGCAUCCGCCGCUGCCUUAUGGGGCCGCUCCUGCAGCCGCUGCUGCCCUGCAUCAACUGGCGCCUGGGGAGGGGGCGCUAGCCGCGGUGGCCGCACCAGGCUCGACUUGGGGCUCACCAUCGGGCCAUGCGAUAGCGCACCGCUUCGCGCCGGCGCACCACGCCACCCACCCCGCCAACCCCGCCUUCCCACACCACGUACUGGAGCCCGUGGCGGAGCCAGGCGAGCCCGCGCCCGGCACUGAUGGCGCCAUGACGGCGGCCGCCGCGACGGCGGCGUCUUGGAGGAGCGGCGGCAGCCGCCCCGGCGUAUGGCUGGGGGAAGGAGGGCCAGCGGGGGCGGCGCAGGCGGCGGUCGCAGACCGGCGGCAUGCGCCCGUCGGGGGCCUGACCGCGGCCCUGGCAGCCGGCGGCAACAGCGCGGCGCGCCCGCCGCUGCCGCCACAUGGCCAGCCGCACCUGCAGCCGCAGUUGCAGCCACAGGCGAGGACACAGGCGAUGCCAGCCCCGCCUGGCUCCUGCGCGGCGGAGCAGCACACGCCAGUGCUGCAGGGCGCAGCUCAGCCUGUGGGCGCCAGUGGCCAAGGCAAGGCCGCCGUCCGCGGAGCUGGCACAAGUGGAAAAGCCAAUCGGGGCAGCCGUGGUGGUGGCGGCGGCGGCGGCGGCGGCAUGGGUGGUAAGGGCGGCUCGGAGCUGGAGCUGGCGGCUUUGGAUCCGCUCGCGCUCAUUCGCGAGCUGCCGGCGCCGGUGCCUGCCGCUAACGGGGGAGCUGCUGCCUGGGGCGCUGGUCCAGCGGGCCGUGGCGCGGGCGUCCACUUAGGCCGCAGUCACAGCGCGCCCGAGAGCGGCGUGGCCGCCGCCGCGUCGGCGGCGGUGCUGCAAGGCCUGGGCGGGGCGCGGGGCGCGGCGGCGGCGGGCGGCGUGGCCAUCCCAGGCGGGGGAGCUGGUGCCGGUGCAGCGGAUGGCGUGACAGCCUGGCUUGAGCAGCUGGCCAUGGGCACGGACAUGCGGGCCUUCUCCGCCAACAGCUGGACGCUUGACUUACUCGCCAACGAGGCCCUUCUGGCCGCACUUACAGGAGUGGAGCUGAACGGCCGCCUCGCCUCCUCCUCCCUAGGCGACGGCGCCGGUGGAACCUCCGUACACGACGGCACGGUGUACAGCAGCACGCUGUACGGCGCUUACGGUUACGGCGCUGGCGCGCCGGGCGGCGGCGGUGGCGGCGGCGGGCCAGAGGCCGCGGCUUCGACGAACGUGGCCGAGCUUGCUGGCAUGCUGGGCUCGGGAGACUGGAUGGGCAUCGGCGCCGCCGCCGCGAGCGUUGGUGCGGUGACGCCAGGACCUUCCGGGACCGGGGUGGCGAUCCGGGCGGCGUCCGGGGCGCAGGCGGGCCGGGCUGGCAGCGGCUCGAGCGCUGCUGGGGGUGGUGCAGGGCUUACCGCCGAGGGCGCGGGCGCGGAGGGUGGCACGGCUGCGGCGGCGGUGGUCGCUGGCAGCGCCGGUGCCGCUGCCUCGGCACGGGCCGUCGCGGCUGCAGCGGUUCUACGGCGCCUGUACUCCGGCAUCGCAGCCGCUGGCCGCACUGGCUCAGCGAGCCAGGACGCAACGGUGCACGCUGCAAGCCAGGCCGCGGCGGCAUUGCUGGCCGCUGCCAACGCCGCGGCGGCCGCCGCGGCGGCGGCGCCCUCGUCGACACCGCCCACAGCUGCAGCCCACCUGGCCGGCAGCUCCUUCACUCGCCGUAUCUCAGAGGCCUCAUCCUCCGGCCCGGCGAGCGUUGCGUCAGGGAGCCUGGCCCUGCCCGGCAUGCUGUCUGAGGGCGCGGACGGCCGCCGCCGCGCCAGCAUCGGCUUGCAGCAGCAGGCAGCGGGCAGCAUCCCUCGCGCUGCAGCAGCGCUUGCGGCGGCACUUGGCACCAGGGCAGCGCUAGGCAGCGGAGCUGGCGGCGGCGGCCCGGCCCGGCUGCGGCCUUCGGGUAUGUCGUUUGGCACGGUCCGCAUCGCCCAUGUUGCGCCCAGUAGCGAUCCUGGCGUGGCGGGGCUUGGCCUAGGAACUGGCGGCACUGGCCGCGCGUUUGGCGUUGGAGGGGGUAGCAUGCCGACGCGCCCAAUCAGAACAUCCACUCCCGGCGGCCCGCCUUCAGAGGAUAUGCCAGGUCAGGGCGGCGCCUCAGCACCAGGCCCCACAUGGAUGCAAGCCGCCCGAGCCAGGCCCAGCUGGACGGGAGCCUCGCCAAUGCCCCACGGCAGCGGUGGUCUCAACUCGCCCUUCACCACCGGCCACGGCCACCGCCACAGCUUUAGCACUCUAGCGCAGCUGGGGCAAGGCAGCGGGGCGGCGGGGCCGCCGCCGCAAACAGAGGCCGAUACCGACGCGCUGGGGGCGGGCUGGUCGCCAUCGGUGGUGCCGGCACUGCAGCAGCAGCGCUCGCGCCUGCUGUCGGGGGCCGGCUCGGUGCGCCUGAUGCCGGAGAGCUCCGAGGCCAUCUCUACGGUGCGCGACGGCGACGGCUAUCUGAACAUCACGCUGCAGCGCGCGCCAUCGUUCGGCGCCGCCUGGCGUCGCCCGAGCGGCGCCAUGGGGACGCCGGAUGUGCUAGCGGGGCUCGGCAGCGUCGCCGACAGGCUGGGUUACGGCUCCGUGGGAACGCCGGCAGAAGCUGCAGGCCUGUCGGCGAGUCCGGGUGCUGACGCGGCGGCGGGGCUUGAGCCGCUGCCGCUCGUCAACACCAGGCGGCUGCUGCUCCAGCAGGAGGUGGAGGGGCACACGGAGCCGAACUCGCCAGCUGCUUCCGUGCCGUGGGGCGCGCCGCGGGGCGCGCCGGGCCGGCGGCGGCGCGGCGUUGCGGCCUUCCCGGCGGCGGCGAUGGCUGCCGUCACCGCUGCCGCUGCCACCAUUGCCGCCCCGUCUGCAGCGGAUGGCUCGCUUCCCUCCACCGACUCCAGUACCCAUGGUGCGGCCGUGCCAUACCCGCCAGGGAGCCAUCCGCCAUGCACUUACGCCGGCACAGGCCUGGUGGCUGGAGGCCGCGCGGCCGCCGGCACCGCCGCACCGCUCACUGUCGGCCUCAGCGGGACCGGCGCCAGCGGCGCAGCAGCCGGCAUGGGCGCAGCGGCAGGCGGAGCCACGGCGCCCAUCCGCGUGCCCUUCACGUCCUCCCAGUGGCGGUGGGCCUCACAUGAAGCCGCCGCUCACACCACGCGUCGCAUAUCCACCGAGUACUCCGUGUCCCCGGCCUCCCUGACGCCCACGCCCGCACUGGGCGCAACGCGGAUGCCGCAUCGCUCGCCGCGGCCGUCGCGAGGCGCCGACUCGGACACCGACGCGGACACCGCUGACGCCAGCGCGCGGCGCGGCCACCGCCAGUCGCCGGGCAUGGGCUUUGGCGCCCUGCUUCUCGAGGGCACUGAUCAAGGAACGGAGGAAGACGCUGGGGCUUAUGCGGUUACCAACGGUUACACUGCAUUGGGCCAGGACCCGCAACAAGAUGGAUUCCCAGACGGAUUCCAGGACCGAUCUCAAGACGGUUACCAGGGCGGUUACCCCGGCCGUUACCGGGACGGUUACCAGGACCCCAUGCUCACCUUCUCCCCAACGACCUACUUCCACGCGGGGUCGCUGGCGGCGGUGGCAGAGCUGGACGAGCAGCGCCCGCUGCCACUGCGGGCGUUUCUGGCGCCGCGGCCGUCCAUGUCGCUGGCUCUGCCCCACGCCGACGAGGUGAUUGCGGCGGAGCGCGCGGCGCUGGAAGAGACACUGCACGGCGGCAACCUGUGGCUGAUGGAGGUGGUGGGCGGCCGCCGCGCGGCGCCUGCCGGCUCGGCGGCGGCGGUCGCGGCGGCGGCGAUGGCGGCAGCUCGCAGCGGCGCGUUGAGCUGCAUCAGCGGUGGGCUGAGUGGAGCGAUGUCUGGGGGCGCCGACCGUUCGUUUGCGCCAGUUGGGGCGCCGGGAGCUGGGGCGGAGCAGCACACCGCGCACACCGCGGCCGCCCCCGCAGCUUCUGGCAACGCAGCCUUGGGCAUAACAGAACGGCACACGACGCAUUCCAGGCAGCGCAUGCACGCCAACACGCCGCCGGGUGCAAUGGCGGCUGCAGAGCCCGCAGUCGCAGUCUACGAAGCCCUUGACCUGCCGCCUACCUGGCCACUGGCCUCCAUUGCGCCCGCCGCCGUGCGUCCUACUGCGCUUUCCUCAUCGCGGCCCCGCGCCAUUCCUGUCAACGGCAAACACGAGUUCAACGUCCCGGGUGCAGCGCCGCUGCACACUCGGGCGGCCGUGACCGCGCACGUGCCGGCCGCUGCCAGCGCGCACCACAGUAAUGGAGUGCCGCUGCACGCGCCUGCACCCGACUCCCCUCCCGGCAUGCGCAUCGGCACGCACCACAUGCUAUUGGACGGCAGUGCAAGUGGCGGCGGCAGCGGCGGCAGUGGCGGCGGCGGCGGCGGCGGCGGCGGCGGCGGCUCCCGCAGCUACGGCUCCUCAGGAGCGGCGGUGCCCGACAGCCCGCGGGCGGUUGUACCUCGCUCCAUCCGUACGCACGAGCGCAGCCCGAUGCGUGCCAUGCGGCGGCGCCCGGCCGCCACGCCCGCGGGCAGCGGUGAGCAGCGUGGUGACAGCAGCGCGCACAGCGAGAGCAAGCACGGCGAUGGCGACAGCGCUCACCGCGGCUCAAUGCAGGAGGGAGCUGCACUGGCAGGGCAGCCGCUGACCGAGCCACGGAGAGGACCGCACAUGUCGCAUGGUUCCUUCACCAUGCUCCGGCCCACGGCGGCCCAGCGGGAGGCUGGGGCAGCGCCGCGGCCUCAGCCGCGUCUGUCCCCGCCGGCAAUGCACCGCUGGCGUUCGCCCUUUGAGGCCGCUGCCACGGAGGCGCUGCCGGAAUGGGAUGGCACAUCCGCGUCCGCCGCAGCCGGGCGGCGACCGGCCGCCGAGGCGCGUGCUGCCCAAUCCCCGGCAGCGGUGGUGACUACUGCUCGACUGGCGGUGACGCAAGCGGGUGCACAUGCCAGCAGCGUGGCGCCCGCGAUGGGCGCUGCAAGACAUCAGCCGGCGGCUAUGGGCCAUGUCCAGGCGGAGCGCGUGUGCGGCUCGCCCACGCGCUGGCACUCGCCGUUUGAGGCCUACGCGGCAGCGCCAAUACCCGCUGCUGCCCUCCCGGAUGACGUGCUGCGCCGGCCGCAGCGGCGAGGCUGAGUGGGACGCUUGGGCUGUUCCCCCCGUGUGUAGCAUUCAUCAAUGUCUAGAAGAGUGGAGGCCAGCACUGAACGAGAGCAAGUAUGGUAGGGCUGUGCCUAGCACUGGCAGGAAGAUGCAGAGGGUCCUCCGCUGGCGAGGGCGUGCAUACGCAGCGCAUUGCUGGUCAGGCAUCGAGGUUGGCAGAUGGCAGGACUCAGGCUUUCUGCACACGUAAAACGUUAGGUGUGCAGUAUUUAAACGGUUUGUCCAGUUAGCAGAACAGUACGGGAAGCUGCAGCAUGGCAACCGUUCAUACUGCAAGCAUGGUCGGGCACGAUCGUUUUUGGUCUCCUACCGUCGUUCAUCGCAUGGACCAACGGCUGCCCCACCGUGGGCCGUUCACCCAGUGCGUUCACCAAACCUCCAUAAGCAACUGCCAGCAGUCUGUGGCAUUCUCACGCUGGUGGACCCAGAAGCGGCGGCGUGCAUGUGCGUGGCAGAGGGGGCGGGCAAGGCCACGUGGAGGUGGACAGCGCGGCGCCGCCCAAGAAGCGGCGCCGGCACACAGGUUGAGACCUGCCGGUGCCUGGUUUGCGAUCUUUGCUGGCGAACAUAGAAUGGCACGGUGUGUGGUAGGCCGGAUUGCUGCUGGGUUUGUUGCCUGCUGUGUUUGUGCUUGACAGCGGGACGCGGCUGGACACACGGCGGGCGGUGCCUGAACAAACCGCCCCCGGCUAUGUCCGGAAGAUGCAAAAGCUUCGGCCUCGAACGGGAAAGUAAUGGGCGCAGCCAUUUCCCCUUGGGGGUAAAGGCCUUUCUUGUCGUAGUCUCUCUCAAAUGAAACGCGCCUAAGGGUCCACAACACGGGUCCACAGGGAAAGCUUACGUUGCCUAAGCCUACUGGCUUAUGUAAGGAGCUCAGGCUUUCUGCACACUUUACGUGUGCCCCUCAAGCUUUUCUGGGAUGAGGCGUCUCUGCGUGCUUGCAGCGCGGCUGGUAAUCCUGAGGGAGUUG
Molecule: messenger RNA, 8201 nt
Organism: Chlamydomonas reinhardtii
Lineage: Eukaryota; Viridiplantae; Chlorophyta; Chlorophyceae; Chlamydomonadales; Chlamydomonadaceae
Exons: 16
Coding region: 203-7204 (2333 amino acids)
Biological process (GO): protein phosphorylation
Molecular function (GO): ATP binding; protein kinase activity
Source: RefSeq, a predicted model, not a curated record